GAAAUAGUAAGUUGUAGUUCAGGCCAUGAUGUGCACUUCGAGACAUGGUCUCUGUGGACUGGUUCUGAUCUGCCUCUGUUUCUGUGGAUGUUUUGGGACGUUUAUGGUGACACAGACACCGUCCACAGUGAAGGUGAAGGAAGGAGAGUCUGUUCAUAUUACCUGCUGCUGGAAUAACAACAUCACCUGGCCAAAAGUGAAAUGGUUUAAAGACAAACGUGCCAUUCAUGUCAACUCCACUGGCAAAAUCCAUCUUACAGAGACCAGAACUCCCAACUGUUCAGUACUAACCAUAACAAACACUUAUAAAAAUGAUACCGGGAUUUAUAUCUGUGAAGUUAUACAAGACAUUCCUCAGCUGUGUCACGUAAAGGGGACUGGGACAAAUCUAACAUACCAGGAAGACAAAGGAUGUUUUGGGACGUUUAUGGUGACCCAGACACCGUCCACAGUGAAGGUGAAGGAAGGAGAGUCUGUUCAUAUUAACUGCUGCUGGAAUGAGAACAUCACCUGGCCAAAAGUGAAAUGGUUUAAAGACAAACGUGCCAUUCAUGUCAACUCCACUGGCAAAAUCCAUCUCACAGAGACCAGAACUCCCAACUGUUCAGUACUAACCAUAACAAACACUUAUAAAAAUGGUACCGGGAUUUAUAUCUGUGAAGUUAUACAAGACAUUCCUCAGCUGUGUCACGUAAACGGGACUGGGACAAAUCUAACAUACCAGGAAGACAAUGUCAAUGUGACUAUUAUGCCAGUCUCUACUACAGAGGCCACGACUACUGUCCUGGACAGCAACACCAUGUUGCUGGGGUCUGUGUCCAGCGUCAUGGGGCUCAUAUGCAUCUGUGCCUGUCUCACCGCUUGGAAGCUCAGCAGGAAAGGCCAGAGGGCAGAGAGAAUCGUCAUAAGGGAGGGUCCUCCGAGCGAGGAGGAGGAGCCAAAUAUCAGUGAAGAGGAGCAGAGUUCAAGAGGCUCCACCCACUGGUGCAUGGUUCCUGUGUAUGAAUCCUACUUUGAUCUGCAAAGGAACGAUGACCAGGAGUCAGCUGUGGAAAAUACAGGAUCAGACACCUCCGAAAAGACAGGAUCAGCCUGAAGUGAGAGUUGGGCUCAAAAUACUAUCAGCAGCUAAUUGGCUAUGAACCUCAGCAGUUAGCUUAAUGUUUGUCUAGGCUUCUAGACUGCUAUAGCUAUUCAGAAGGUUUGUGUGAUGGGUCGUACAUUUUCCUGUGGGUGGCAGACAGUCUUCAGCUGAAAGGUUUUACGUCAGACCUUCUAAAUGUCAAGGUUUUUUUCCCCAAAGCUUAUCAAUAGUUCACGUCUCUGUAUGUCAUGCAAAGAAAUGCAUCUCCUUUAAUAUGACACUGCUGACUAAUGAACCAAUGGAGUGUAUGUGUGUGUGUGUGUGUGUGUGUGUGUGUGUGUGUGUGUUUGUGUGUGUGUGUGUGUGUGUGUGUGUGUGUUAGAGAGAGAGAGAGAGUGAGAAUGAGAGAUGGAUCCUUGGGAUCAGUGUUCAUUUCAGUAAUAACAUAACACAAUCGAAUGUCAGAUAUCUUAUCAAUAAAAAUGGUUC
Electrophorus electricus (electric eel) is the source of this 1573-nucleotide messenger RNA. Lineage: Eukaryota; Metazoa; Chordata; Actinopteri; Gymnotiformes; Gymnotidae. The record is from RefSeq and is a predicted model, not a curated record.